AUGGACCGCAGGCCUAAAUGUAGAACCCAGAGCUGUGGAAGCCUAGAUGGUAGCAUGAAGAAAACCCACGUGACGUGGCGUGACGUGGGGAAGCACGCUGACCGCACGCGCCUGCGGGCUGUUCUUUCUCCACAGUACACCUUUUGGAACUUCAUACCCAAGAACCUGUUCGAACAGUUCAGAAGAAUAGCCAACUUUUAUUUCCUUAUCAUAUUUCUGGUACAGUUGAUUAUCGACACCCCCACGAGCCCAGUGACGAGCGGGCUCCCGCUGUUCUUUGUCAUCACGGUCACGGCCAUCAAACAGGGCUAUGAGGACUGGCUGCGCCACAAGGCCGACAGCGCCAUGAACCAGUGUCCGGUGCACUUCAUCCAGCACGGCAAGCUGGUCCGCAAGCAGAGCCGGAAGCUGAGGGUGGGGGACAUCGUCAUGGUCAAGGAGGAUGAGACCUUCCCCUGUGACUUGAUCUUCCUCUCCAGCAGCCGCGGAGAUGGGACCUGCCACGUGACCACCGCCAGCCUGGACGGGGAGUCCAGCCACAAGACUCACUAUGCCGUUCAGGACACCAAGGGGUUUCACACUGAAGAAGACGUCGACGGCUUGCACGCCACCAUCGAGUGUGAGCAGCCUCAGCCUGACCUGUACAAGUUCGUGGGCCGCAUCAACAUCUACAGCGCUCGGAACGAGCCGGUGGUGAGGCCGCUGGGGUCGGAGAACCUGCUUCUCAGAGGGGCCACGCUCAAGAACACCGAGAAGAUCUUCGGUGUCGCCAUCUACACGGGCAUGGAGACCAAGAUGGCGCUGAACUACCAAUCAAAAUCCCAGAAACGGUCCGCUGUGGAAAAGUCCAUGAACGUCUUCCUCAUCGUCUACCUCUGCAUCCUGAUCAGCAAGGCGCUGAUCAACACCGUCCUCAAGUACGUGUGGCAGAGCGAGCCUUUCCGGGAUGAGCCGUGGUACAGCCACAAGACCGAGGCGGAAAGACAGAGGAGCCUGUUUCUCAGGGCGUUCACGGACUUCCUGGCGUUCAUGGUUCUCUUCAACUACAUCAUCCCCGUGUCCAUGUACGUCACGGUGGAGAUGCAGAAGUUCCUGGGCUCCUACUUCAUCACCUGGGACCAGGAGAUGUUCGAUGAGGACUCCGGCGAGGGGCCUCUGGUCAACACCUCGGACCUGAACGAGGAGCUGGGGCAGGUGGAGUACGUGUUCACGGACAAGACCGGCACGCUCACCGAGAACAACAUGGAGUUCAAGGAAUGCUGCGUUGAGGGCCACGUGCACGUGCCGCACGCCGUCUGCAAUGGGCAGGUGCUCCCCGACGCCGCCGGCAUCGACAUGAUCGACUCCUCCCCGGGCGCCGGCGCCAGGGAGCGAGAAGAGCUGUUCUUCCGGGCCCUGUGCCUGUGCCACACCAUCCAGGUGAAGGAUGACGAUGACGUGGACGGACCCAGGAAGUCACCUGACUCGGGGAAGUCCUGCGUGUACAUCUCGUCCUCUCCUGACGAGGUGGCCCUGGUGGAAGGAAUCCAGAGACUCGGCUUCACGUACCUGCGGCUGAAGGACAAGCACAUGGAGCUGCUGAACCGGGAGAACAGCGUGGAGAGGUUUGAAUUGCUGGAAAUUUUGAGUUUUGACUCCGUAAGAAGGAGAAUGAGUGUGAUCGUCAGAUCUUUCACAGGAGAAAUCUAUCUCUUUUGCAAAGGAGCAGAUUCUUCGAUAUUUCCCCGAGUGAUAGAAGGCAAAGUCGACCAGAUCCGGGCCCGAGUGGAGCGCAACGCGGUGGAGGGGCUUCGGACACUGUGCGUGGCCUACAAAAGGCUCCUCCCCGAAGAGUACGAGGGCAUCUGCGCGCUGCUGCAGGCCGCGAAGGUGGCGCUCCAGGACCGGGAGAAGAAGCUGGCGGAGGCCUACGAGCAAAUAGAGAGAGACCUCAUUCUGCUCGGGGCCACGGCUGUCGAGGACAGGCUCCAGGAGAAGGCCGCCGACACCAUCGAGGCCCUGCAGAAGGCGGGGAUCAAAGUCUGGGUCCUCACCGGCGACAAGAUGGAGACGGCGGCCGCCACGUGCUACGCCUGCAAGCUCUUCAGGAGGGGCACGCAGCUGCUGGAGCUCACCACCAAGAGGAUCGAGGAGCAGAGUCUCCACGACGUCCUCUUCGGGCUGAGCAAGACCGUCCUGCGCCACAGCGGGAGCCUGACCAGGGACAGCUUCUCAGGACUCUCGGCGGACAUGCAGGACUACGGUCUCAUCAUCGACGGGGCCGCGCUGUCCCUGAUCAUGAAGCCCAGGGAGGACGGGAGCUGUGGGAACUACCGGGAGCUCUUCCUGGAGAUCUGCCGGAACUGCAGCGCCGUGCUCUGCUGCCGCAUGGCGCCCCUGCAGAAGGCCCAGAUUGUUAAACUAAUCAAACUUUCAAAAGAGCACCCCAUCACUUUAGCCAUCGGAGACGGGGCCAAUGACGUCAGCAUGAUCCUGGAGGCCCACGUGGGCAUAGGCGUGGUUGGGAAGGAGGGCCGCCAGGCCGCAAGGAACAGUGACUUCGCCAUCCCGAAGUUCAAGCACUUGCAGAAGAUGCUGCUCGUUCACGGGCAUUUUUAUUACAUCAGAAUCUCCGAGCUCGUGCAGUACUUCUUCUACAAGAACGUCUGCUUCAUCUUCCCCCAGUUUUUAUACCAGUUCUUCUGUGGGUUUUCACAACAGACCCUGUAUGACACUGCCUACCUGACCCUGUACAACAUCAGCUUCACGUCCCUCCCGAUUCUCCUGUACAGCCUCAUGGAGCAGCACGUCAGCGUGGACGCGCUCCGGAGAGAGCCUUCCCUGUACAGGGACAUCGCCAAGAACGCGCUCCUCCGCUGGCGUGCGUUCAUUUACUGGACCUUCCUGGGAGUGUUCGACGCCCUGGUGUUUUUCUUUGGUGCUUACUUCAUGUUUGAAAACACAACGGUGACCAGCAACGGGCAGAUAAUGACCACCAGCACACACAUGAUAUUUGGAAACUGGACCUUUGGGACGCUGGUGUUCACCGUGAUGGUGUUUACGGUAACACUGAAGCUGGCACUGGACACGCACUACUGGACGUGGAUAAACCACUUUGUGAUCUGGGGCUCGCUGCUGUUCUACGUCGUCUUCUCCCUCCUCUGGGGAGGGAUUAUCUGGCCCUUCCUCAGUUAUCAGAGGAUGUACUUUGUGUUCAUCCAGAUGUUGUCCAGCGGCCCCGCCUGGCUGGUCAUCAUCUUACUCAUCACCGUCAGCCUCCUUCCCGACGUUCUCAAGAAAGUCCUGUGCAGGCAGCUGUGGCCCACCGCCACCGAGAAGGUCCAGAGCACACGCGUGCGCGGCCACGGCCGCCUCCCGGAACUCACCCUCCUGGCCUGUCGGCAGGACCCCAGCCCCUGGGCCGCGUGGCCAGCCCCACACGCAAAACCGGCGCCGCUGCCGUGGCCUCCCCCCUCCGGUCUCCUGCACAGCCAUCCUGGCCCUGCGCCCCGUGGGGGGGCCGCUGACGGACAGGCCGCCAGCCCAGACCGCUGAGGGCCACACGUGUGAGCCUCUCCCCACCCCUGAAGGAGGCACCGGGGCUGUGGGACUUGAGUGGAGCUUGUGGCCUAGCGGCCUCACUCUGCCUCGGUCG
Suricata suricatta (meerkat) is the source of this 3634-nucleotide messenger RNA. RefSeq names its product ATPase phospholipid transporting 11A (gene ATP11A). Lineage: Eukaryota; Metazoa; Chordata; Mammalia; Carnivora; Herpestidae. Gene Ontology annotation, biological process: phospholipid translocation. Bases 1 to 3534 code for a protein of 1177 amino acids. Gene Ontology annotation, molecular function: ATP binding; magnesium ion binding; ATP hydrolysis activity. Gene Ontology annotation, cellular component: endoplasmic reticulum; recycling endosome; trans-Golgi network. The transcript has 29 exons. The record is from RefSeq and is a predicted model, not a curated record.